GUCACAAGUGUUUGGAUUUUCUCAACACAACAAUAGGGCGACGGCGAUGUUUUGAUGAAUGGAGUCGGUCUGGCAUUCGCUUGAGGAAUUCACUGAUGUACAGAGAAAACCAGGAACGACUUGGCUUUUCGAAUACACCAAUACCUUUUAAUGGUAUACAUACAAACCGUAGACAACAAAACGUUGCCAAAGUUUAGUAUCAGAGAAGGGAAACAGGAGCCUUUUCAGACUGAACAAGAAGCGAAAGUUGUUGUUUCGAACGAAGCAAACGGGACAAAUUGCUGAACGUUUGUGAUAACUUUGGAAAGGUGGACGCAAGCGAGGAUUUCGACGAAUAAAUGGUACAAUAAAUACCGUGAAUAGCUCUGUUUUCUGCAUUGUUUUCUUCUAAAUAAUGCCAAAGAACGAACAAAACUUGAAGUGGUCUUGCGGGUAUUGUACGUACCUGAACUGGCCAACAGCCACGAAAUGUACUCUUUGUUUGGCCGCAAGGCCGACCAAUAUUAUUUGCCCACAGUCCGUUAGGGCUCCAGGUAUCUCAGAAGACAUCUACCAAACGGCUGACAAUGAAAGAAUCAUUUCAUCGAAUACUUUAAACUGUCGUUCUGCUGACAGAACCAGCAACAAGAAGAAACCCAGUGAACAGGAAGUUACGAAAUGGAAAUGCCCGACUUGUACGUUUGAUAACUGGCCAAAUGCUUUACGGUGUGUUAUGUGCCAUAACAAUGCCCCAAAAUCUAGAACCCUAUAUGCUGAGGCCUCAUCUGCUAAGGAAGCUAAGGCACUUUCCCCCAAAUCAAGUAGAUCCAAAGUCAACUUAAAAACUUUAAACAACGACAAAAAUAAAGCUCAACUUAAGAACCUUACCAAAUGGCAGUGCCCAAAUUGUACCUAUGAGAACUGGCCUAAGACAGCAAAAUGUGUCAUUUGUGGUACCACGAAGCCAUUAGGAAAACCCUCUGAUGAGCCAAAGAUGAGCAAAAAUCAGAAUCUAGCCAGUCAUAAAGCAUCUGGAUCCAGGAGGCGGUCUCCCUCCUCCUCUCUUACAGACAUGUCAGCUAUACAGUCAUCUAACCAAGAAGCUAAGAACAUUAUCUAUGAUAUUCCAGCCUCUGAAGAUGUCAACGAUAAUGAAGAAGUAAUGCAGAUCCGGAAUAGGUUAAAAGAUUGUGAUUGGAUGUGGCUAAGUGCAUGUAUAGGAGUAGUGGAGGGGGAUGCAGCCUCUGUUGAGACUUAUUUGAAUUCUGGCGGUGACCGCACACGACAGCUGACUCGAGAAGACUGUGUUGUUCUCAAUAGGCCUGGCAUCUUUGAAGUUGGCUUCACCCUAGUCCAUUUAGCAAUUCGAUUCAAGCGAGAUGACUUGUUAGCGUUUUUAUUAGCUCCUGAAGUAACGAAUCACCGGUUGCGAUGUGUGCCGUGCUUAGUAAGUCCUGAACUUGCUGGUGACAUCCGUAAAGAAAUAGCCCAUACCAUGAGGCAGAAGAAAGGCGACUGGCCCUGCUUUUUUUUCACCGAUCAAGUUACAUUUGUGCUACCAGCAGAAAUACAAGAUUUCCCUGGACGAGUGCAGAGACAAUUGUUUGAGGACUUUUUUGAUAAAGAAGUGCAAAGAGUCCUAGAGGUGGAGUCUCCUGUCAUCAACUGGAGUGUUGAAAUCACAGAACAGCUUGGCAGUCGGAUCUUCCCACUGUGGAAUCGUUCAGCAGGGGAUUGUCUCCUAGACUCUCUAUUGCAGGCAACAUAUGGUGUUUUUGACAAAGACAACACCCUUAGGAAAGCACUCUUUGAAAGCCUCAGUGAAGGAAGCUCAAGGUUUUUUGCCCGCUAUAAGGAGUGGGAGUCCAUGCAGGCUGAAACCCUUCAGUACUCUCUGGACGAGGACCAAUGGGAGCAGGACUGGGCCUCUAUACUAAGCCUAGCAAGUCAGCCUGGUACUUCACUUGAGCAAACUCACGUCUUUGCCCUGGCACACAUCUUGCGACGUCCAGUCAUCAUCUAUGGUGUCAAGUAUGUCAAGAGUUUCCGUGGCGAGACUCUUGGGCUGGCAAGGUUUCAAGGUGUGUACCUGCCUUUACUGUGGGAAAGGAGCUUUUGCUGGAAGAACCCUGUCGUCCUUGGUUACACACGAGGCCACUUCUCAGCGCUUGUUGCAAUGGAGGUUGACACAGACGCAUCAAAUGACAUCGGAGCCCACGCACAUGUGGAGAAUAAUGACAACGUUCACGUUACCUACCUCCCGCUCGUAGACCAUGAGGGCCGACUGCUGCCUGUUCAUUUCCUCUCUGCCUCUGAGGUUGGUAGUGAGGAGAUGCUGUUACGUGACUGGCUAGACUGUUGCGUGACAGAGGGUGGUGUUCUGGUUGCCCAGCAACGUGUCACGCCAAGGCCUGCCCUAGUGAACCAGAUGAUUGACGACUGGCUUGACAGAUACCGCAAGCUGAGCAAGUAGUUCUUACCAAAAUGAGACAAGCAACCAAGGAAACUUUAACUUACCCCAAAUACAGGUCACAUAGGAAAGUAAAGGAAUCUCUAUCAUACCCAAAUACAGGUGACUCAGUAGAGUCUUUUACACGCCCUAAAUCAGGUCACAUAGGAUAGUAAAAGAAUCUCUAUCGUACCCGAAUACAUAUCACUCAGAAGAGACAAGGAUCAUCCCAAUACAGGUCACAUAGCUGGGCGAAAUUACAUUGAGAUAUUUAAACAAGAACUGUCUAGUCUUGUUUUUCUUUCACAAUCUUAUUAUAUCCCAGGUUUCAAUUCACUCCUAAAAGAUUUGUUCUUAUUUCCUUUAUCGUACAAAUGAUGCAUCGUAAAAUAUUACUCCACCUGGAAAAUUUCUGUAUACAAGGCGUCACUCGUGGUAUGUUGUGCCGAUAUUGUAUGCUUUACUUCUAUUGUUAUCAAUAUACACCACAUUCUUUAACAAUUUCGUACCCCUACUUAUCCUUCAGUAAUAUGAUGAUCAAUAUAAACAGGUUUUCUAAAGUUGUACUUCCACCUUAUAGCGGGGCUUUAUAUAGAACCGAAAGCUUUGCUAUAAUGGCAAAUUAGAUUUGGUAAAGGGUGUUGUCGGUUUCUGUUUUGAGGCUUCGGCGAAAGAAAUGGUUAGAAGAUAGGUAAAUUGUCAAAUUGCUUUGCAUUUCAAGUUAUAUAAUCAUAAAGUAUUAACAAAUUAUAAUAUCUUCAAUAAAUAAUAAUGCACA
This is a messenger RNA of Nematostella vectensis (starlet sea anemone), 3206 nucleotides long. RefSeq names its product ubiquitin thioesterase ZRANB1. The transcript has 6 exons. Lineage: Eukaryota; Metazoa; Cnidaria; Anthozoa; Actiniaria; Edwardsiidae. Gene Ontology annotation, molecular function: K63-linked polyubiquitin modification-dependent protein binding; cysteine-type deubiquitinase activity. The coding region runs from base 395 to 2452 and encodes 685 amino acids. Gene Ontology annotation, cellular component: cytoplasm; nucleus. The record is from RefSeq and is a predicted model, not a curated record. Gene Ontology annotation, biological process: cytoskeleton organization; positive regulation of Wnt signaling pathway; protein deubiquitination involved in ubiquitin-dependent protein catabolic process.